Messenger RNA from Gregarina niphandrodes, 810 nucleotides. Its product is annotated as anoctamin. NCBI's taxonomy places the organism in Eukaryota, Apicomplexa, Conoidasida, Eugregarinorida, Gregarinidae. Gene Ontology annotation, molecular function: chloride channel activity. The coding region runs from base 1 to 810 and encodes 269 amino acids. Gene Ontology annotation, biological process: chloride transmembrane transport. The transcript is spliced from 2 exons. The record is from RefSeq and is a predicted model, not a curated record.
AUGGCACUGGCAAGCGUGCUUCAGUCUCUACUGGUCGUGUUCUUUGACCUCCUGUGGGCCUGGAUUGUGAAGCGUUCGUAUAGCAACCAUUCUCUCUGCGUCAAGACCGUUCUAUUCAAGUCUCUGAACCAUUUCCUUCCGCUCUUCUACUCUGCACUGGUUCAUCCAACGGAGAUAUCACCAUACGAAACGUUUCAAACACAAUUGAUAAUGCAGUUUGGUCUCAUCAUAGUCGCCGAUGUCACGGAGGUUGCAGUUCCCUACCUCACACUCGUCUACAAAAGAAGCUCUUGUCGAAGAGCUAAACCCACUGCUGAAGCCGAACGACUCCUUUCGCCUUCCAUUCCAUCCGGAGUUCAACCACAACAGCCGUUUCGAGCUACCGUCACUCCCCCGGGCAUCGGGCCCAUCAGAUUCACGGCCGAGGAAGCGGAAUAUCUCAUGGGACACUAUGACGAAACUAAUUUGGCAGACGAUUACUUGGAAGCGGUCAUACAAUUCACGCACCUUCUCUUCUUCAGUCCCUGCUGCCCUGUUAUCGCCCUCUUCACCCUUCUUAGACACAACAUUGAGAUAUAUACAGACAAGAUCAAACUAUGCCGACUCUUCAAAAGAUCAUGCCUGAUGUACGCAGAUGACCAAAUAUACACGAACAUACUCCGCAUCAUAUCAAUCCUAGCCCUGCCCACAUCGCUAUCAAUGCUACUAUACUUCGAUCCGGUUCUGACAUUCAAACAAAAACUUAUCACAUUUAUCAUACUCGAGUACAUGAUGGUCUCCGUGAGACUGUACUUCCAUUUUCUACGCUGA